This is a messenger RNA of Leptidea sinapis, 11802 nucleotides long. RefSeq names its product nuclear hormone receptor FTZ-F1 beta (gene Hr39). Gene Ontology annotation, cellular component: RNA polymerase II transcription regulator complex. Gene Ontology annotation, molecular function: zinc ion binding; nuclear receptor activity; RNA polymerase II cis-regulatory region sequence-specific DNA binding. NCBI's taxonomy places the organism in Eukaryota, Metazoa, Arthropoda, Insecta, Lepidoptera, Pieridae. Gene Ontology annotation, biological process: regulation of transcription by RNA polymerase II; tissue development; hormone-mediated signaling pathway. Bases 737 to 3034 code for a protein of 765 amino acids. The transcript is spliced from 17 exons. The record is from RefSeq and is a predicted model, not a curated record.
GCAAAUUUAAUAUUAAUUUAUCCGUCACUGUCAAGUGUCAACUUAAAUGUGUUAGCUGUCAACUCAGACUUAAGACUCAAAUCUCAAUCUGAAAAUAGAAAUUAGUCUGUGGUUUAUUCCGCUUUGUUUUGCGGAAUAGAGUGGACAUGUAUUAAUGUCAUGUGGGUAAUUUCAUGCUGCAUCGAGUUGUUUUUAUGUUAGUUGUUUGAAUCAUAACAAAAGUGAAAGGACAAUAAUUCUAUUUAAGAUAAUAAGUGAUUUAAUGAUAACAUAGUGUUUGUGAUUUUAAAUUGAGAAAUAGUACAUUUGCGCAAUUGUUUGAACGACUUGAUGUCAAUAAACUUGUCGAUGAUGUUUUAUGGGAAAGGUGUGCCGCGUCGCUAAAUACCUGUUCGUGGCGACAGGGUGCAUGAGGUCGGGACGCUGGCGGAGGCGUUCGGCGCCUGAAGUUGGUGAAAUGUCCUAUUAAAUAGUGGGAUUGGACAAGAUGUUUGUUUCGACAUUUUUCCGGUCGCGUCACAUAUCGAACCUGCCCAGACCAAGAAAGCGAUGUGAACACGAUGUGACAUGUGAACUACUCCGACCAGCCACAAGACUGAACCUGGAUGCCUUAAAAUCAGCUGACCCAAGAUGAUGACUGGAUUAUCUUUUUUAAUUUGAAAGUCCAGCCAGAAUUUUUUGAUGUUUUUGAGACUGCGUUUGGUGCUCGUUAGUGUAGUGAAGUGAACUAUCGAUAAUGAAUGCGAUAACUAGUGAGGGGGAAGCUGUGAAAGUGGAGGGCGGACAUAUUUCUGUCACUACUAUCAGCAUGUCGGGGCCGAAUCCCGGUACUGGUCAGUUCUCUUACAGCUCGAGUGGGGUUCGUAUCAGCGUAUCGUCUGAUCCUCACGACGAUGACUCCACCGACGCCGAAAUAUCCAAGAUCGAGUUUGGCAAUCAGUACGAAUAUGAGGUGAACAUGCGAAAUAAAAAGAAGAGACCAUUAGGACAGUGUGAUGGUGGGCUGGAGCAGGAACGACCCAUGUCCUGGGAGGGAGAGCUAUCUGACUCGGAUAUGGUUAUAGACACUAGCGUUAACAAUGACGAGACGAGUAACUCAGUGGAUCUGCAGUCGUCUCGAGACUCCAUUGAUACGCUCCGCAACGUGACGAUAAAGACAGAGGCGGUGAAGAGUGAACCCUUCCAGAGCCUCGACGAUGGCAGAGUCCUGGACCUCAAGUACCCCGCGCCACUCCAGUCUCACCAGCGUAGUCUCAGCAUGAAUAGGAUAUCAGUGCUGACGGACACGUCCCCCGUGCCGCUGGCCAGACGGCCCUCCUCCCCCACCAGUAGCGCCAAGUCUCUGGCGCUCUCUGACCAGUACGCGGACUACAUGACCACCACUGCAAUGCCGACCGUUACAUCCAACUCAAUGACCGAAGUGCAGAACUUAACCAUUAAGAAGGAAACGCACUUGUCAGAACUGAAAUGCGAGCCGUUGGGGAUGGAGAAACUGUUGGGAGUGCACGGAUCCCCGCUUCUAGGUCGGCUUCCUCGUGUGCAAUCCAGCGCGAGUACAGAUUCUGCAGUACAUUCCAUGUAUGCACACAGUGUAUACAGCAGCCCCUCCGCAAGUCCCCGAGCCAGUCGUCACUACACACCUUCGUUGUCCAGAAACAACAGUGACGCGUCACAUUCCUCGUGCUAUUCCUACAGCUCCGAGUUCUCCCCAACUCACUCCCCGGUGCAGAGUCGUCACCCCCACGUGGUAUAUCGAGAAGCUGCCGUAUUCCCAGCAUCACCUGCUCCUGAUGAUGACACGGAGCCGAUUGAUGACAGACUCCACCAUCAUCAGGGUAUCAGCAGACAGCAAUUAAUCAACAGUCCCUGCCCAAUUUGCGGUGACAAAAUAAGCGGCUUCCAUUACGGCAUAUUCUCGUGCGAGUCGUGCAAGGGGUUCUUCAAGAGAACCGUGCAGAACAGAAAGAACUACAUGUGCUUACGAGGCGGUAACUGUCCUGUCACUGUUGCGACCAGGAAGAAAUGCCCGGCUUGUCGGUUCGACAAGUGUCUGGGGUGCGGCAUGAAGCUGGAAGCAAUACGCGAGGACCGCACGCGCGGCGGCCGCUCCACGUACCAGUGCUCGUACUCUCUGUCGGGCGCCGCGUCCACGGGCUCGCUGCUGUCGGCGCAUGCGCCCGCCACCUUGCGCCACGCCUCCAGCCUCACAUGCGUAAAUGGCCCAGCAUCGUACAGCAGUAGAGGGGAGUCAAGUAACAGCCGACUCACGCCUGACAUACCGCCAUUAUUGCAGGAAAUAAUGGAUGUGGAACAUUUAUGGCAAUACAACGAGUCAGAGCUGAACCGACUUGGCAAGUCGACGGGCACUCCGUCCGCCAACCCACUCUUGGCUGCAAGUGGAAUUACCGCGCAGAACUCUAGCGCUGACUUCCUGGCAGACCUGUGCAAUAUCGCAGACCAUAGACUAUACAAGAUUGUCAAAUGGUGCAAGAGUUUGCCGCUCUUCAAGAAUAUAUCGAUCGACGACCAGAUUUGUUUGCUGAUAAACAGCUGGUGUGAGCUGCUUGUGCUGUCGUGCUGUUACCGCGGAGUGAGCACCCCGGGGGAGGUGCGCGUCGGAGGGGGGAGGGGCAUCACGCUGCAUCAAAGUGCAAAAUACGGUUUGACGCCUUGUAUAGAACGUAUGCUGAGUUUCACCGACCACCUGAGGAGGUUACGAGUUGAUAGAUACGAAUACGUCGCUCUCAAGGUUAUCGUACUGCUCACUUCAGAUGCACCGGAGUUGCGCGAAGCAGAGAAAGUGCGAGCAUCACAAGAGAAGGCGCUGGCUGCCUUGCAAGCGUAUACUGCGUCACAUUCCCCUGACACUCCGGCCAAGUUCGGUGAACUCCUGCUGCGUAUCCCUGAGCUGCAGCGAACUUGCCAGUUCUUCAUGCAAGUGGGGAAAGAAAUGCUGAAUCCUGCCAACAAAAAUAAAGAUGGGGAAGCGCCCAGUUUCAACUUACUUAUGGAGUUGUUAAGAGGUGACCACUAACUACCUACGUAGAUGGAUUCUGGAAUGUUCUAGAAUAUUCCAGAACAUUCUUGUGACUUUGUAGUGAACGCACAGAACAUCAGAAUGAACUUAAAGAAUGUAACUGCAAUAAUAUUUUUAUAUUUUUACACCAAGAAGUUUGUGCAGGCGAAUUAUCAAAGGACUUUGCUCAAAUAGUAAAUGUAAUGUAAGUCUUUAUGUCUAUGAGAAUAAGUUUUAUGUUUCAAUAAUACUGCCGUUUGCUUUUGGCUUUGACUAUGAGACUGUUAUGUGAUCAAUUGAUUGUAACGUAAUAUUAACGUGUGGUGCCAAUCUCUUUAGUCUUGUAUUAAUACUUAUAUCACUGACCUCUUCUAUAUACCACUGGACUGGCGGCUGUCAAAGUGCUUUUGUGCCUGUUUGAUAUUCGCCAUUUUGGCUCUGUUGGCCAUGUAGCGAGAGUCUGCGGUACUAAAACUAGUGAUGACAACCUCAGCAUACAUCGAUAGAUGGUGGGAAACUAUUUACAAAAAAAAUGUGUGCUUUAUUACGUUGAUUACUGAAGUAUAAAUAACACGUAAAACGAACGAAAUUAAUUCAAAAUGCAAAAAUAUAUCAGAGUAUUGUACGUGCCUUCGCAGCCAUUUGUAUUAUGCGUCAAAAUUACUCGUAGUUCUCUGGACGCUCGCGAGCGGCGCUUCCAAUAGGCACAAAAAAUUUGCUGUCAAACACAUGGAACAACCUGUCCAGUGGUAUUUAUACAGGUCAGUGACUUAUACCAAACCUUGAAAGUUUGCUAACAUCUUAUAAUUAUAUCUAAAUUGAGGUAAUAUGUACUACGAGAGAAGACGUCUGUCUUUAAUUAUUUGCAACACGAGUUAUAGCCACCUGUAGUGAACUCACUUAGUCUAUGAUAAGCCUUUGUAGCAAUAACACGCGCUUGAGUGCUGGGUUUUGUUUAAAAUAUGCCGUCGCGUGAAUUGAGACACUAUUUCAAUAAUACAAAUUAAAUUUGUAACCAAAAUUGUUGAACAAUGCGGGACUUGAACCUGCUUUUCUCGGGUACCGUUCGAGCGCUUUUACCAACUGAGCCAACCGUUUUGAGUUACGCAUGAAUUUCAAAUCUUGGUAUGUCUUGUUCUACUCUCAGGUUGUGGCUUCAUCUACAGGAUCUACUUUACAGUAAUUUUAAACCUGCUCAACCCCAAUAAUUGCAUAUUAGGUAAUUGACUUGAGAUGUCGCUCUUUCAAAUUUAAACAAUUUGUUUUUUUUAAUAUAAUUUGUAUAAUUAGUCCCGGAAGUGAGGAAAAAAACUAAAUAACAAAUUGUUCACUACUUAAAUAACUCUUAAAACACACCUAAUAGUCAAGGACAUUUCUAUAAGUUCAACAAAUUACGUUUAAAACUAGGUUUAUUUAAUUAAUCGCUGCGACAGCAGCAAAAGUUAAAUAAACAUUGAUUGAAUGAGAUUUUCAAAGUCGUAAGUGCCAGGACUUUCAUGGCGCUUAAAACUUUACGUUACGUUUUGGUCGCUAGCAAAUUAUACUAACUAAAAUUUUAGCGCUGUAACGAUCUUUAGUUUAUUUCUUAUGAAAAUUGCAUAAGACUUUUGCUUACUUCCCGCAGCUUCUCUAGUACGUGGUACAUAUUAACUCAAUGACUGACUAUAAUAUUAAUUAUUGUAUAGUACGAGAGUUAUGUCUACGAAUCUAUUGAAUACGAGUAUUUUUGUAAUGGUCGUAUUUAUAUGAAACUUGGUCGCCUCAUAAAUAAACUCAACUGAAAUAUGAGCUAACGUUAAGUUUAAUGAUUUUUCCGAUACUUUCGACGUUAGAACGCCGUGAUCAACGGACGAUUAUUAGAGAUCAUUAGCGCUAGUUAUUGCCACAUAUUUCGUUUUACCCUCCUUCUUCCUUUCUUAGUCUUUCACAGUGUCUUGAUAAUAGCCUACCGGUUUCAUUUCCGAACUCAACUCAAUCACGUUACACGACAUUAAAAUUCCUUUGCCUAAGGUAAGCCCGAAUAAUUUAAAGUUAGGUUUAAAAUUAUGUCACACCACACCCUAGAAGUAUGGUCAUUUAGAGGGCAAAGUCAAAUUGGCUUAGAAGAAGCUGGCCGUCAUAAAUAGAGCACGGCAAUACUUUAAGCCGGCCCACAUUCUAGCGCUCUACAAAGCGUAGGUCCGGCCACAUAUGGAGUAUUGCUGUCGAAUUGUUUAAAGACAAAUAUUGGCGGAAUUAACACUAAAGAAAACUCGAAUUAUUUGAAUAAUUAUGGAUUUCCGCAAAGUAACGCCUACUUCAAUAAUUUUUUUAAAGGAUCUUUCUUCCACGUACUACAAAGCUGUGGAAUGAGCUUCCUUGUGCGGUGUUCCCGGGACGAUACGACAUGGGUACCUUCAAAAAAUGCGCGUACACCUUCCUUAAAGGCUGGCAAAGCCGCUGUGAUUCCUCUGGUAUUGCAAGAGAAUGUGGUCGGCGGUGAUCACUUAACAUUUGUCCUCCUCUUCCAUAAAAAAAAAGAUACUUAAAUUAUCCGGACUUACCCUGAUGCACGUUAAUAAUAGUUUAAAAAGCAAUUAUUACCAUUACGUCUAAUUCUAUUAUGAUUGAAUACAAUAUUUUUGUAAAAUUAUAUAUCAUCAAUUUGAUGUUAAUAAAUCAACUUAAUAUAUCUGAUAAUAAAUUAUUGAUAAGCUAUAAUAAAAUAUAGUCUUGGUGUCUAUCUUCUACUCACAGAACUUUGCUACUAAACAUUAUGUAAUUAUAAUUUUGGAACUAUUUUUCAUACAUAGAGCAUAAAAUCGUUCAAGUUUGAUUUCAUAUUGAGAUCUUAAAAGACCUCUUAAAAGACUCUUUAACCAUUGAGAUAAUAUGGAACUUGAGCGGUGUCAUUGACUAUGUAGAAGUAAAUACUAGGGUUUUCUUAUUCACCGCUUACGGUAUAUAAUAUCAAUAAAAUAUUAAUGAUAUGUAUUAUGAACUACCAUGACCAAUAUAUUAUACAGAAGAAGACAGAUUUACUGAACAUAAUUUAACUUUACGUAACAUUUCAUCCUUGAAAUAGGUACGUAUAGUUUCAAUAACAAAUUACAAUAUGUAGUGUAUUAUAUCUAUACAUAUAUACAUUAUAACAGCUUCACCAAUUCAUAGGUAUUCUUGUAAGCUAGAAAUUUUAAGAGGGAUUCCCUUAACAUGUUACUGACUUGCUUUUUGCAGCGAAAAAUAACAAAUAUUUUACUUCACUGUAUAUUUUGAAAGAGUGCUUUUUAAUAACUUUUAACUACGGCUUUAAAAAAAAUAGUUAAAUCAAAAUAGUGAAUCCCAAAUUUACAAUUUUUUUACAUUUUGUUAUAAAGCGUCCUCUGUUUUCUUUUAUAGAAUUAUUUUUAAUAUACCCACACUAUGCUAUACUUCUAUGUUCUCACUAAACUAGUUUUUCAAUUUUCAAAAUAUCAUCUCGUCUUGCCAAGGCUCUCUGUUAUUUUCCUUACAAUUUUGCCGUUCUUAGCUUAUAAUAUAAAUUACCCUUUAUAAAGGGUAUAAAGGCAUACGUGUUAAUUAAAAAAAUCAUUUAUUUUAUCGUAUAAAAUUAUAAUAAAAUUAGCAAUUAACUAGAUUUAACUAACUGUAGUUGCGUUAAGCGCCAUUUUGUUUGCGUUGAGCGCCAUUUUGUGCGCGCUCUAUAUUUUUGCCAUUUUAGUUACUUAAUAUUGUUAUUAUGUGUAUAUUAGUUAAGGUAUCUAUCUGAAGGUAAAACUUUCAGUUUGUAAAAUUAAAUGUUGUUAUAAGAUAUAUUCCAUAAUGAUUCCAAACUGUGAGUAUAAUCAUAUUAGGAAUUCGUUUUAUUUACUUAUGAAGCAUUGAUAACGGAUAUUUUUAUCUGUGCAAUACUUGAACAGCGCGUGUUGUCUAAAGAGUUAUUAUUAUUUCUAUCAUAAGUAAAGACAAUUUUAUCUUUUAUUAUAUUUUUUCUACACUGUUAUUAUACUCAGUGGAACUUUAUCAAGUCAACCAGUAAUCACUGCCUAAUUUUACUAUAAUUGCUGUAAGAAGAAUCGAGUAUUGAAACAAUACUGAAACGAUAGAUUAUCACUUACCGUUAACCGCUCUCUUUUAUCAAUAAGUCUUAGAUUAAGGAUUGGUCUCGGCUGCGUUCCAACUUGAUACCGUUCUACCUAAGAACAAUAGCUUUUUUACUACGGCAAUUUUAUAUAGUAGUGUGUAUUGGCUAUUUGUAAAGAGGCAUCUUGACACUCAAUGGCAUCUUUAAAAUUUUGUAACAUACGCUUCGUGUUAUUUUACAUUGAAAUUAAUAAAAUACAAAAUAAUUACUGGUGAUAUGUGAUCCCAGUGUCUUUCUUAUUUUUUAUAGUAUUCUUUUUACAAAGUUUUAUUACACAACCCGGCAUUUUAGUUUCAAUCAUUAGCAAAGUAUAACAGAACAUGUGACACGGCAACGUCACACAUUGUUCGAGACUGGCCAUAUGCCCAUAUGGGCGUAGUAUUAGAUGCCGCACUUUGCGACUACGCCUGCGGUAUCUAGUUGGAGCGCAGCGGAGACCAAUCCUUAAUCUAAGUAAAUAUUUUUUAAAACACACAUUUUAGUCAUAUGAUUGAAAUAAUUCAUAUCAAUAUAUAAUCAUAUUAUGUAAUAACACGUUAUAUCGGUGGAACGGUAACUGGAAAUUUUUCGUUAUAAAUAGUUUUAUGUAGAAAUAGUUUUUAUUUUAUAAUACAGCGUCGCUACACUUGUUAGAGGAAGUAUAUUGUCAAUACUGAGUAUUCCAGUGCAGUAUUAUAAGGUAUUUCAAUCGCGAUGCAAUUUGUUUUUGAAGUGAUAACUUCUUUUGGCGUACCGCACGCACAUUUUUUCGUAGGUAAUAAGUUAGGCUGAUCCGACUCUCUGACAAAGAAAAUAUUAUAGUACAAGUACAGAAGUCACAAGAAAAAGGGACCGUUCCGGCCAUACAAUAAGGUGUAAUUCAGAUCGCACAGCCUACAUUUUUAUUUACCUAGAAAUUGCCUCUCUUUCUAUCGCCUGACUCUAACCUCUUUUGGUGACAUUAGGGUUGUCUUCUUUACCCCUAAACUGUACCUAACUUGUAUAAGGUCAUCUUUAAAAAAUUGCUUAGUUUUUGUCUAAAAUAUAAAUAGGUAUGUAAUCGUAAUUUUAAAGCAAUAUUAUUUCGUUGUCAAACCUAUGUAGGUUUGACAACGAAAUAAUAUUCAACUAUAACUAUAAUCAUCAACUAAUGUAGUUGCAGAAGAGCACGACAUAGUAAUACCUACUUAGCAUAGGAAAUAAAUAGCUACCUAGCUAUCAUGAACGGUAAUUUCAUUAUAAUAAUAUUAACUAUAAAUUAGAUUGUUUCAUGGUCUUUAGGAAGCCUAAAAAAUUUAAAUAUGGAUCGCGAUGACCCUUAACAUGCUUUUUUAUGUUUCUCCAUUUUCCAAGAUCGGUCGGACCGGUGAAGUAGGCCAACAAAACCCGCACGUCACUGCUCGCCGUGAGUCCCUAUUAGCUAGCCUACUCUGUAGAGGCCGCCGCACGUACUUACGUUUUCGAUACCUACACGGGGAGUGAGAACGGGGAGUGAACGAUAAGCCACGCUGCUCAGACCGCCGAGUGUACCCGAGCGAGAAAGAUACAGUCAGUUGCUCUUCGCUUCGACAUAAGUCACUGUGUUAACUAUAUUCAAUUAACACCUAGUAAUUGUCAUUAUUUCCCCAUCUCUCUCCUUCUCAAACCACUUGUUAUUAAGCUCGCUUUGAUAAAGUUAUUCUUUCGAAUGGUCUUAAGCACAUCCGGGUUCCGUAGCCAAAUGGCAAAAAACGGAACCCUAAAAACUGUGUGAUAGAUUCGUCAUGGGUGUCUGUCUGUCCGUGUAUGUCACAGCCUCUUUUUUCCAAAACUAUAAGAAGUAUACUGAUGAAACUUGGUGAGUAGAUGUAUACUGUGAACCGCAUUAACAUUUUCACACAAAAAUAGAAAAAAAACAAUCCCAUACCUACUUAGAACUGGGUCUCAAAAAUUUUUUUUGGAUCAUGGAUCUGUGGACCUAUCUAUGGAUAGAUCAUCAAAAAUGUUAUUGAGGUUUCUAAUAUCAUUUUUUUCUAAACUGUUUAGUUUGCGCGAGAGACACUUCCAAAGUGGUAAAAUGUGUCCCCCCCUGUUACUUCUAAAAUAAGAAAAAGAUGUAUGUACAUUACAUAUUGCAUUAUGUACCUACAUGCAAACUUCCAAAAUUGGACUGAACGAGAUCUAGUAAGACGUAUAAAUGAUGAGAGCUCAUUUGCACUGUAUGAUUUUGGGUAAAUAUCUUUUCCAUUUAAAUUGCAUUAAACUUCUGAAUUCAUAAUAUUAUGUACGUUUUUUCCAUGCUCUUAUGGUAAAGGAAAACAUCGAAAGAAUACCUACAGACAUCUGCGAAGGUAUUCAAAGGUAUGUGAAGUUGACCGACUCGUACCGGUCAUUUGAAGCAAGGCCGUUCUCACGCAAAAUAAAGAGUCACUAGACGUAGCCGAAAAUAUCCUGCGAACUGUCAUUUUACCUUUUGAGGUUUUUUAAUGUUCUAUACAUAUAAAAUAUUGCCAAAAUACUGCUUUAUCUAUACGUUGCCACAUUAACUCCAGUUGUUUAAAAUAUUCUUGGUCAAUAAGCAGCAAUGUAAAACAUUUAUUCAGUUCAAGUUACGUAGGUUGAAUUUAGAACCCGAUUGAGACAGUGACACGAGUUGUCACACGACUAAGGAGUAAAGUGUGCUUACAUUGUCUUUAAGCACUCUUUUUCCGUUCCGCUAUCAGACUGCGAAUGAUAUGACCUUAUAAUAUGUGUAUAGAACGUCAUUGCUAUGAUGAUUACCUAUAUAUGUUUAUCUUAUCAAUAAACUGUAUACUAAUCAUAAUUAUAUAUGAUAUCGGAAUAAAUGUUAUUUACUUACGUAAAUCAUCAUAAACUUUCGUAACAUGCAAUCUUAACUUAAAGACAGCUUACAUAUUAUCUACAAGGUGGGAUUCAUGAGCAUACCUGCAAGCCGAAAUAAAAUACAUCGCGAUUGGAAUACCAUAGAAUUAACAUAAGUUUCUUUUUCUACAGAACUUAGAACAAGAAAGAAUGUGUGUGAUACAAAGACUCCAUUUAAAACCUGUCUGCCAAUCUGAAUUAGUGCUAUUAAUUGCUUGUAUUCAGAUUUUCCUAUUAAAAUAAUAAUAUUAAAAAAAUGAGUUUGAACGGUAAAGCUUCAAACUAUUUUCUUUAUAAUAUAGCACAUAAUAACUUGAACUUAUGCGAUAGUUGGAUUGACGUACUAACUGCGUAAGAAUCUACAGGUUCCAAAUUGGAUUAUAAUCUAUAAUUACUCAAUUGUUAUAUGAACUCCCGUGAUCGUUGGAAUGAGAAGUUGGAUUGACGUACUAACUGCAUAAGAACUUACAGAUUCCAACUUUAAAUAUAAUUAUUUAAUUGUAAUAUGAUCGCGGGGUAUUACUGUUUUGGUAUUAUCCUUUCAUUUGAACACUUAAUAUACAUGAAGUUAAAAUAAACCGUUUUUCAGACUAGUCUUCUUAUUUCUUGAAUACUUUUUUAUUUUUCAUUUAUAUUUAGUGUAUGUCUAUAUUAGUUGUAAUAAAAACGUUGUUAUUAUAUUGGUUGAGCUAGUACGAACACUUGAUGAAUUUAGUGAUCAUAUUCGUUGAAACUCUAUUUUAUAUAUCACAAAUAAAAUAUAGUAUUUUUUAUUUUAACUUUGUACGUAUAUAACGGCAUAAGUACUUCGUAUUUCUUACAAGGAAUUGUAAUAACUGCUCGUGUAAAGCUAUAACUAAUAUAGUUACGUGACAUGUUUUUUUUUAUUGAGACUUGUUUGUGAUGUCUGUUGUUCUCAUGGAGUGGCGGCCGUUUUUGUUUCGACACACAUGCAAUACGUAAGUGUUGUAAUUAUUUCUACUGAAAAAAUGCCGCAAAUGUCAGUAUACGCCCUUCUUAAAAAACAACCCUGUGUAUGUAGUUUCACAGUACAUUAUCAUGAACUACAAGACAUGAUAAUCCCGCAGUAUAUUUUCGCUUCGCUCAGUAUCUGGAUGUAAUAUUCAGUAACACAUUAUUUCAUACUAUCUACAUAAUAUAUAUGUAGCAAUUAUAUGAAUGAAUAUAAUAUAGGUAUUACAAAAGAUAUAAGCAUAAACUGUCUUAAGUACAGCACUACGUCGAACGUACGCAAUAGCUCGUACUAAGAAAUAACCGCGUAAGUCUAACUGUCGGAUUAAAGAUAGUAUAUAUAACUGGAGAUUUAUAAAGAAAUUCUUUGAAAAAUCUUAAUUAUGUCGUCUGACUGCUAGAACAUUUUUGUUUUUUCCACAAUUUGAAAUUGGCAAACGUUGAAACCGCCAGGUCUUUCUAUACCUACAGUAAACUUACUCUCAAAAGAUGGCGCUGUUUAUAAUAAGCAAUAUGACAGAAUAACACAAUUUAUGUAUAAAUAAAAAUAUGAAGCCUUUUGUUAUUGUUAAGUAAACAUUGUAAUAUUGAACUGAUAUUUUAAGUUAGUAAUUGUAAUUAUAAUUCUAAGAUCAUCGAAUGGUGUUGUGUGAUGACGUAGGAAGUGUGAGCGAGACCGAAUAAUUUUUAUAUUAAAAAUUAGAGGGAGAGAGAGAAUGAUAUAGCGUCCAAUAUUGUAACUUUACGUUUGUUUUAAUUAAAAUAAGUAUUAUAUUGAUAUUCUUUAUUUUGUAGAGCUAUUGAAAUAUUUUUAUAUAUUGAUGGAAAUAAAAAAAAAAUGAUUUAUUUA